ACACGUGGUAGGCUCUCAGUAUUUAUUGGAUGCAUGCAUGAAUGAAUUAACCUACACUGUUCCAAAAGGUGAGGAUCACAAGCUACUGCGUGGAGGAGGUGGAGUUUCUGGACCAGCAGAGCUGAGGGUACCCAAACUUGUACUGAGGCAACUCUACUGAGGUCAGCCCCAUGGCUAUCCCACAUGGUUCAAAUGAAACUUCCUAUUUGCUACCUCCAAACAGUGAGGACUGGGCCUCGCACGGCAUUCCUGACUUUGUCUAUGGGCAGAAGGAACUCGUGCCAGAAGGGAUUCAGUGGCCAAGGAGCGGACCCAGCCUUCUGGACAGACUGCCACUGUCUCGCUUUGACUCUGCCCUCUGCUUGGCCUGGAGGCAGCGGAUGGAGCUGGGGCUGUUCCGCUACUGUCUGGGGGAGCUGCAGACCCAAACCCUUCCUGGUGCCGUGGGUUUUGUGGCUCAGCUGAAUGUGGAGCGAGGUGUGCAAAGAAGGAGCCCCCAGAACAUCAGGAGCGUGAGGCAGGCGUUUGACCCUGAACAGUUUAACUUCAACCAGAUCCGGCCAGGAGAAGUCCUCUUCCGCUUGCACCGGGAGCCCGAUCUCCCCAGUGCUCUCCAGCAAGAUGACAUCCUUGUGGUGAUCAAUGUCAGCCCCUUGGAGUGGGGCCACGUGCUGCUGGUGCCCGAGCCCGCCCGAGGGCUCCCCCAGCGCCUGCUGCCAGGGGCACUGCAGGCCGGGGUUGAAGCUGUGCUGCUGAGCUCACACCCAGGCUUCCGAGUCGGCUUCAACAGCCUGGGCGGCCUGGCCUCAGUGAACCACCUCCACCUACAUGGCUAUUACCUGGCCCACAGACUGCCCGUGGAGGGGGCCCCAAGUGAACCCCUGGAUCCUGGGGGCCAUCUGCAUCUGCUCCAGGCCCUCCCAGCUCCUGGCUUCCUCUUUUACACAAGCGGGACAGGGCCCGACUUGGAAGCCUUGAUAAGCAGGGUAUGUCGGGCCACUGACUAUCUGACUGACCACGAGAUUGCACAUAACUUGUUUGUGACCCGGGGGGCUCCACCUGGAAAGACAUCAUCUUCCUCAGCCCUCACGGGGGUCCGAGUAAUUCUUUGGGCCCGCAAGUCCAGCUUUGGGAUAAAGGAAGGCGAGGCCUUCAAUGUUGCCCUCUGUGAGCUGGCUGGGCACCUCCCUGUCAAAACGUCCCAGGACUUCAGCAGCCUGACAGAGGCGGCAGCUCUGGCUGUCAUCCGAGACUGUCUGCUGCCCCCAGCCCAGGCAGGAGAGGUGCAGGCAGCACUGGUGGCCUUGAUAGCCAAGGAGGAGCAGUAAUCCUUCCAGAAGUAUUUAUUUUGUACCCGAUCUAAGUCUCUUUCUGGAAAGCUGUCCAUCAUGAUCAUGUGGGCACGUUCAUGAAUGCCUUCUCACCUGUCUCAGCCUAAAGGGAGGGAUAAAGAACUGGUAAGUGGUCUCUUUACGGAGGAGGAUACCUUGGAAUGAAUGAGC
Kogia breviceps (pygmy sperm whale) is the source of this 1502-nucleotide messenger RNA. RefSeq names its product GDP-D-glucose phosphorylase 1 (gene GDPGP1). The record is from RefSeq and is a predicted model, not a curated record. Lineage: Eukaryota; Metazoa; Chordata; Mammalia; Artiodactyla; Physeteridae. Gene Ontology annotation, biological process: glucose metabolic process. Gene Ontology annotation, molecular function: GDP-D-glucose phosphorylase activity. Gene Ontology annotation, cellular component: cytoplasm.